GUUGACGUGACGUGAUUCUAUUCCAUGAUUAGUGCAUGAUUAAAAACAUAAUUGGUUUUCUUAGGUUUCCUGUAGAUAGCUGCUGACUGUGUAGCAACGUGCCGAUAUCGCAAACAAGCUAUUAUUUAACCACUUUAUUAUGACUUCGGAAACAAUCGUUACUCCACCAUCGGUUUCAUGGGCUCAGAGAAGCACUCGUGUUUUUUUGACAUUUAAUGUUGAAUGUGAAAAACCGGAUAUAAAAAUUGAAAAGAAAUCGGUUUCGUUUAGAGGAAUAUGUGCUCCAGACCGCAAACUACUUCAAGUUGAAAUACCCUUGUAUGCCGAAAUAGACCCCGAGAAAAGCACACAAGUCAACAAAGGCAGAUACAUUGAGCUCGUGUUAAUGAAAGAAAAGACUGACGAGUCAUUUUGGCCCACACUAACGAGUGACAAGAAGAAGCAUCACUGGCUAAAGGUGGACUUCAAUCGCUGGCAGGAGGAGGAUGAAAGUGACGAUGACAUGCUUGACAUGAAUGACAUGUUUUCAAACAAAUUAGGUCCAUUUGGGGAUGAACUUGAAAAGGAUGACUCCAGUUCUGCUGAGGAAGAGGAUCUUCCUGAUAUAGAAUAGACAUUCUUGAAUCUCCAUAGUCAUGUAAAACUCUUUAGACAUUUAGAAGUGCAUUAUUAAUGUUUGUGCUUUUAUAUGAAUAAUAGUGUGGUAGCUAUUCUAUGAUUAGCCUUAAAUAGUAAUUUGGCAAAAGUAUUUUCAUGAAAUGAGUGGUUUGAAUCAAGUUUUUAGUUGAGUGUAGAGGUUGGGCCACUUUUUAUUUAUCAUUUGUUUUUCGUGAACAAUGAUGACUUGAUGACUUGUUAUUUAUAAGUUUUAUUUUAUGUAUAAACAUUCAAAUUAAAUUUAGAGGAUACAGACUAGUCCAAUUUGAUUAUUUUCUUUUGCAAACAUCAGCUUAACAUUUCUGGAAGUUGAUUUUUCUUAUAGAAACUUAGAGGACAUAACAAACGGAGACGCCAUGUCUAUAAUUUUCGGUACAAAAUAGUCUGCCGUUUUUUGCGGGGGAGGGGCACAUCAAAUGUAUACAUAACGUAAACAUAGCCAUGUCAG
Cydia fagiglandana is the source of this 1105-nucleotide messenger RNA. RefSeq lists its product as uncharacterized. The transcript is spliced from 2 exons. Bases 140 to 613 code for a protein of 157 amino acids. Gene Ontology annotation, molecular function: protein-folding chaperone binding; Hsp90 protein binding. Gene Ontology annotation, biological process: chaperone-mediated protein complex assembly; protein folding. Lineage: Eukaryota; Metazoa; Arthropoda; Insecta; Lepidoptera; Tortricidae. Gene Ontology annotation, cellular component: nucleus; cytosol. The record is from RefSeq and is a predicted model, not a curated record.